This is a messenger RNA of Anopheles darlingi, 2080 nucleotides long. RefSeq lists its product as uncharacterized. The coding region runs from base 296 to 871 and encodes 191 amino acids. The transcript has 2 exons. The record is from RefSeq and is a predicted model, not a curated record. NCBI's taxonomy places the organism in Eukaryota, Metazoa, Arthropoda, Insecta, Diptera, Culicidae.
GUGAACGCACGAGAGCAGGGUGGAAAAUCAGGUCCCUUUUUUAAGGGAAACCCCCAAUUUUUCGGCUUCUUUUCGCCCCGAGAUCGCACGAUCUCGCAUAGGCCAGGACCGGGCUGGGGUUCGUGUUUCGUUUCGUUCCGUUCCGGGCGCUCCUUCGCUCCGUAAGACGUUACUACCAACGCUGGCGUGUUUGCCAGAAAGUGUGCGGCUGUUUAUCUCUUUUUUCUUCCUUUGGUUUCCUUUGGAGGUGUCUCCAGCCCCCCUCCCGGGCAAAGGGCGGCCAACGCACGAACGAAUGCGCGUUCGCGCGAAAAGUUUCUUGCUGCCGAGCCUUGCGAGCAUAGCCCCGCGUGGUUUUGGCGUGUCGACGGACCGACCGUGGAGCAGCCCAGAGGUUGGCUCAGGUUUUAUUUAUGCAAAGAUUUUAACCGUUAACGGACGUGUCGCACGCACGCACAUCGCGAUCUUUGGUAUUUCGCGCCUCUCUAAAGUUCCACUAAAUUUGCGUUACUCGAGGGAUCUUAGGUUCGUAUUCGUCAACUCGUGGUUGUCACGUGAUCGGUGGUUUGUAGCGGUUUUUUUUCUGUUCUCCAACAGCCCGUACGGGAUGGGUUGUUCCCACUGGAAAACGGUCAAAUUCAAAGUCCAACCCCCGGCAGAUGCUCAGCAGAAUGCCGGCUCCCUAACGACGAUGCUUUCGCGGGAAACCCACAGCUCGCCGGUGCUCGUUCUCGAGCGCCAGCUGCGGCUACGUGUCGGUCAGCUGAAGCUGGUCGACCGUACACCGGCCAUCGGCAACGGCGGACCGGACCCGAACGGACGGCUGCUGCCGGUGGCGUGUCCCGAUCGUUGGCUCCGGUCGCUACUGUAGUCGCCGGUCAGCUUUUAGUCGCCCAUCGUUGACCGCUCGGUUAGGACCAGGUUCCGCUGGCCGCUCUAUAGCUGCUGGCCAGUAGUGACUGACCAGCCAGGCUACACCGUAAGGAUCAACAUAUCUCGUGUCUCGUCGUGUGUCUGUGUCUUGUGUUUUGGGGCUUGUCGGGCCUACAAACAAGUGUCGUGUGUUUGCGUGUUUUCGAAUCUCUAGUUGUCUAACUAUUUAACCGGAACGGCAUCGAAAUAAGAGAAGUUGUGGCAUAAAUGCGAACGUGGGAUCCAUGAAAACGAAAUUUCCAAUUCUGAUUAACAGUUUACACUCUCCUGCAUCGAUCGUGUUAGGCCAAUCCAAGAGAGCGAGUCGUAAUAGUUCUGAUAAAACAUGAAAAGUGAAUAAUGAAGGCACGGCCAUAAGGUGCACAAUAGAUCGCACAAUGAUCUUACGAUUAAUGUGAAACCAGAGUCAUGCAUUAAGGAAGAAGAAGAAGAAGAAAAGUUACUGUACCGCAUCAGCAUCAGCAACCAGCGACCUAGCGCCGCUAGCAGAUAGUUUAAAUUUGAAUUUUAACCAAACUUUCCGUUAAAGUCAUUUUACAUCCUCGAUGCCAAGACAGGCUGCGACCGCAUUCGGCAUUCCCGUUGCGUGUUCGGGCUGUUUGGGCAUCGCAGGAGAAUAGAAGCAUCGGCCAAAUGUUCCUUCUAGAAUGCAGAUCCAUGCAGUAAUACAACAAAAAAAAAAGGGCGUAGAACUAGAUGCUAAACGUAAACAGUUGCAUGAUUGAAUGAAACGGGGAUGGGAAAUGGGAAGCGGCAACCGAAGAUAAGAUUCCAUAUUAUUCUUAGCGCUAGUUGCGACGUAGUAUCAGCAUGGCUUAUGCACAUUACAUUAGCUCCAGCAGCUCCAGUAUUCACUAAUCGAUAUGUACAUUUAACCAUUGAAUGAACUAUUAGUAGACACUCGUAGGAAAACCUCCUUUCGAGGCAUAUUUAUUGAACAAAAUCAAAUUGAUGAAUGAAAAUGAAAACAACAUAUAAAAUAUCGAAUGAGCAAAUGAGGAGGAAGUUAUGCAUUUACACAUGAAACAUGAUACAACACAUGAUCUCUCAAUCGUAUGAACAAACAUAAAUGAUAAUCCAAUCAUUAACUGUAACUAAAUAACUGUAUAAACAAGUAUUCUACAAUAAAGUAAGAUCACACAUCGAG